AUGAAGUUCACUGAGGGCAUGUGGCUCCUGCGUGAGGGGAUUCGUAUAGACUGGAUGAGCAAUGUCGAGCGGUUGGAUAUUGAGAGGGAUGCAGUGAAUCUAUUGCUGAACAAGUUCCAGCGACACCGUGGAGAUACACUGAACUCUCCUACCAUCUCUGCACGCGUAACUUCUCCGCUGGAGGGUAUCAUUGGUGUCAAGAUUAUCCACUGGGCCGGCGGGCUAGACAAUGGACCGCAUUACGAACUGUCCACCACCGAAGGCCAUACCAGCAUAGUAUACGAAAAGGGUAAAAAUCUAAGCUACGCCAGUGGUCCUCUCAGUCUAGACAUCAACACAGCCCCCAACGAAAUGGGUUUCACCUUCUCUAGCGCAAAGGGAAAACUCACAGGCCACUCAUGGCGCUCGAUCGGAUACAUAGGCGACCAAACGACCCCGAAAUCCCGCUUCGAGGAUGGCAUUUUCUUUGAGCGUCAGGGUUACAUGCUUGCGGGUCUCGAUCUCGGCGUCGGUGAGAAACUCUAUGGGCUCGGCGAGCGAUUCGGCCCCUUCAUUAAGAACGGUCAGAGCGUGAAUAUCUGGAACGAAGACGGUGGCACUUCAUCAGAAUUGGCUUAUAAGAAUAUCCCGUUCUAUAUAAGCUCAAAUGGCUACGGUGUUUUUGUGAAUAAUCCCGGCAAAGUGAGCUUGGAACUGCAAUCCGAAAGGACCACCAGGGUCAAUCUCUCGAUUCCUGGUGAGGAAUUGGAAUAUUUCGUCAUUCAAGGAGACACGCCAAAGGAGAUUCUGGCCCGGUAUACGGCUUUAACUGGCCGUCCUAGCUUGGUUCCUGCUUGGAGUUAUAAUUUGUGGCUUACUACAAGCUUCACCACAAACUACGACGAGGAAACCGUGACUGGUUUCCUGGACGGCUUCAAAGACCGAGAUCUCCCACUGGGGGUGUUUCACUUCGAUUGCUUCUGGAUGAAGUCGUACCAAUGGUGUGAUUUUGAAUUCGACUCUGAAAUGUUCCCUGACGCAGCUGGGUACCUCCAACGCCUCAAAGAUCGAGGGCUUAAGCUUAGUAUCUGGAUCAAUCCGUACGUUGGGCAAGCCUCUCCUCUCUUCGAGAUCGGAAAGAAAAACGGGUACUUCAUCAAGAGGACCGAUGGCUCAGUCUGGCAAUGGGACCUCUGGCAAGCGGGCAUGGCCGUCGUCGACUUUACAAACCCGGAUGCCAGCGCCUGGUAUUGCGAGCACCUAACCCGGUUAAUGGAAAUGGGCAUCGACACGUUCAAAACUGACUUCGCCGAACGCAUCCCAUACAAAAACAUCAAGUACCACGAUAACUCAGACCCUGUCAAAAUGCAUAACUACUACGCCCUUCUCUACAACAAGAUAGUCUAUGAGACCAUGACAUCCGUCUCGGGUCCCUCGAACAGCCUCCUCUUCGCCCGCUCCACCUCCGUCGGUGGCCAGAAAUACCCCGUCCACUGGGGUGGCGACUGCGAGUCAACCUACGAAGCCAUGGCUGAGUCACUACGGGGCGGCCUCUCCCUCUCCCUAUGCGGAUAUAUCUUCUGGGCAUCAGAUAUAGGCGGGUUCGAGGGAACCCCACCGCCAGCAUUGUAUAAGCGCUGGGUCCAGUUCGGGCUCCUGUCCUCGCAUUCCCGGCUCCAUGGAAGCUCUUCGUUCCGAGUCCCUUGGAUCUACGGGGAGGAUUGCUCUGAUGUGCUCCGGGACUGCGUGAAGCGCAAAAUCACACUUACACCUUAUCUCCUCUCUGAGGCUUUAGAAGGGCAUCGAACCGGGACACCGUUGAUGCGUCCAAUGUUCGUUGAGUUUCCCGAGGAUUUGAAUACGUAUUCGCUGGAUACACAGUAUAUGUUUGGGAGCAAUUUGCUCGUUGCCCCUGUCUUUUCGGAUAAAGGGUCUGUGACUUUCUAUGUACCCAGGACGCCUCAGGAUGGUGAUGGGAGCUGGAUCUCUUGGUUUGAUCAUGAGAAAUCAUACGAGUCCGGGCGCUGGUAUACGGAAACCCAUGGGUUUGACACCUUGCCGAUACUUGUCCGGCCUGGCUCGGUAACACCGCUGAACCCGACGCUGGAACGGCCUGAUGGCCCUGCGCUCGAUGGGUUGGAGGUUUUGGUUAAUGGGGACUUUGGUGGCAAGGAGGUAAAUGUUGAGAUCGUUGAUCCGGACAAUACGCAGGAGGCGUUGAAUGUUCUGACGGUUAAGUGUGAUGAAGAGAGUGGUGAUGUUAUAGCUACCGUGGAUGAUGAUGAUGAGACAAGCAUCCAGGUGAAUUGGGUUGGGCACUAA
Aspergillus versicolor CBS 583.65 is the source of this 2301-nucleotide messenger RNA. RefSeq names its product putative sugar hydrolase. The record is from RefSeq and is a predicted model, not a curated record. Gene Ontology annotation, molecular function: hydrolase activity, hydrolyzing O-glycosyl compounds; carbohydrate binding. Bases 1 to 2301 code for a protein of 766 amino acids. Lineage: Eukaryota; Fungi; Ascomycota; Eurotiomycetes; Eurotiales; Aspergillaceae. The transcript is spliced from 6 exons. Gene Ontology annotation, biological process: carbohydrate metabolic process.